AGUGCGUGGAGAAGGGACGUUUAUUGAAGCUGCUCUGGAUAUUAAGCGAAAGAUCAGAACGACAGACAGGAUGAAUAUGAUCACGUUCUUUAUCGUUGGGCUUCUGGUCCAUGUGGUCUUCUUCAUCUCUAUAUUUGACAUCUACUUCACCUCGCCCUUGGUUCAUGGGAUGAGACCUCAGCAUGUGCCCUUACCGUCGCCCGCCAAGCGCCUGGUGCUCUUUGUGGCAGAUGGACUGAGAGCAGACAGCAUGUUUAAACCUGACGUCAACGGCACCAUCAGGACGCCCUAUUUAAGGAGUGUAAUUGAGGAGAGCGGUACAUGGGGAGUGUCCCACACACGUGUACCGACAGAAUCCCGUCCCGGACAUGUAGCACUUAUAGCAGGCUUUUAUGAGGACGUCAGUGCUGUGGCUAAAGGCUGGAAGGAGAAUCCUGUGGAGUUUGACUCUGUGUUUAAUGAAAGCCGGUAUACAUGGUGUUGGGGAAGUCCUGACAUCCUGCCUAUGUUUGCUAAAGGAGCGAGUGGAGAUCAUGUGUACACUCACACUUAUCCUGCUGCAAUGGAGGACUUCGCAUCGAAAGACGCCUCCAAGCUGGAUACCUGGGUGUUUGAUCAAGUGAAGGACUUUCUCAGAUCGUCCAAAGAGAACGAAACUCUCAUGUCUCAGUUACAUAAAGAUAAGAUUGUGUUUUUCCUUCAUCUUUUGGGAAUCGACACCAACGGACAUGCCCACCGGCCCACGUCAAAGGAGUAUUUGGAUAACAUCAUCCUGGUUGACAGCGGAGUGGCUGAGAUUGUUUCUGUGUUGGAGGAGUUUUUUGGGAACGAUGGGAGAACCGCGUAUGUUUUCACAGCUGAUCACGGCAUGACAAACUGGGGGUCUCAUGGAGCCAGUCAUCCGUCAGAGACGCUCACUCCCUUGGUGGCUUGGGGAGCCGGGGUUCAGAGAGCUCAGAGAAACGUCGCUUUACAGAAUGAUGAUGAAGACUACAGCAGAGACUGGGGGCUGGAGACAUACAGGAGGAUUGAUGUCAACCAGGCUGAUAUAGCGCCGCUCAUGUCGUCUCUCAUCGGAGUUCCUAUUCCACUCAACUCUGUGGGUGUCCUGCCACUCGAGUACCUCAAUACCAGUCAGCAUUUCAGAGCUGAAAGCAUGUACGCGAACGCCGUUCAAAUCCUGGAGCAAUUCAAGGUGAAAAUGACUCAGAAAAAGGAGACCACGUUGUCUUUUCUCUUCACGCCGUAUCAACCUCUGACUGAUUCUAAAAUGGACCAGUUUGUGAGUCACACAAGAUCUCUGAUCAGGACAGGGCACUUUGAUGAAGCUAUUCGUCAGUGUGACGUUCUGAUAGCUCAGGCCAUAGAGGGAUUGUCUUACUACCACACCUAUGACCGUCUUUUCCUGGGCUUCAGCGUCGUCAUGGGUUUCACCGGAUGGACGUCUUACGUGGUUUUGGUCAUCCUGAAGACUCACGCCAGCCUGCGCAAACCACCUGUGAGCAGAGACAUGACGGCAGCGAGACGUCUGGGCGGGGUGUUUGUGUGUGUGGGUCUGCUGGUUUCUCUCUUCCUGUUUCUUCAGACCAGUUCCUUCACCUACUACAUCUACUGCCUGCUGCCUGUCCCCGUGUGGUACGGCGUCCUUAAAGAAUUUGGGAUCCUUGUUGAGCUCAUCAGAUCAGUCUCUUCACUUCCUCUGAGCAAAUCCUUUGGAUAUUUUGUUCUAGUCACAUUUGGGAUAGAGCUACUGGUUGUGAGUUUUUUCUAUCGUGCCGUGUUGACCCUGGGACUGAUAGCGUUGGCACUGUGGCCUUUCGUCUCAGGGCUUUAUAGAAAAUCCAAGUUCAGGUCAGCGAGCUGGGUGUUGAGCUGCUCGUGUCUGGCAGCGUUUCCUUUGUUGCCCGUCGUCGGACGAGAACCCGACACCAACUACGUGGUGUGUGCCGGAGCCGUAACGGUGCUUACGUCGUUCUUCUACAUCUGCUCACACAGACACACAGGACUGCAUGCCAGAGAUCAUCGGCUGUUUAUUGGCCAGAUGCUGCAGGUGGCGCUGUGCACAUACGUGCUUUCCAGCACACACUCCAGUCUGCGACUCAAACAAGGCCUGUCGCUCUUCAAUCAGCUCCUCAGCUGGACCACUUUGGUCUCGUCGUUUUUUGUGCCUCUGCUGAGUCCUACACGACUCUUCCACAGACUGCUGAGUAUCCUCAUGUCCCUCAUCUGCGUGUACCUUCUCCUCAGCACCGGGUACGAGGCUCUGUUUCCUCCUGUACUGUCAUGGCUGAUGUUUGUGUGGAUCCAUAUGGAGCAGGAAGCUGUGGACACACACAGAAUUUCCAACAGGAAUGAGCUCUGGCGCAUCGAUUUUGCUGAAAAUAUCGACUUAUCCAGAAUCAGGCAGCUGAGUUUGGACGAUAUCAGAAGAUCGUACUUCUUCGUAUUCUUCAUAAUCAUCGCAUUCUUUGGCACAGGAAACAUUGCCUCCAUCAACAGUUUUGACCCAGCUUCUAUCUACUGCUUUCUAACGGUCUUUAACCCUUUCAUCAUGGGUGGCCUUUUAAUGUGGAAGGUCCUCAUUCCCUUCAUAAUUGUUAUGUGCACGUUCGAAAGUGUUCAAGUAUCAACGCGGCUUUCGUCACGGAGCCUUUUCCUCAUCGUGCUGGUCAUCUCUGAUUUGAUGGCACUGCACUUCUUCUUCUUGGUGAAAGACUACGGAAGCUGGCUUGAUAUCGGCACGAGCAUUAGUCACUACGUCAUUGUCAUGUCCAUGACCAUCUUCCUGAUGCUGCUGAGUGUGAUGACACACACCCUGACCUCAAAGAAGCUCCAGUUUGGACGAAAAGCGAAGACGCACUUUAAGUGACAGUGUUGGAAAAAGACAAAGCUUGGUGUGUUAGGCAGUGUGCUGGGGGGCAACAACAGUUGGCUUACACUGUAAAUAUAACUUUCUUACAAGGAAGCUGAAAAAAAGGACAUUUCUGGUAAAUACACUGAUAGGUUUAAAGGAAAUAGAGCUUGUUAUAUGUGGCUAUGCAAAUCCUCAGCCAUGAAGUUGUAGGAAAUUAAGUGUCGUCACGGAAGUGUUAUUUGCAGAGAAAACCUCAAACAAAUGAUGAUACAAAAUUAAAUACUUCUGCCACAUAAAAAAAAACGUAGGUAAAUGAGCAUGAAAUCCCGAACAUGGUCAUUUACACCGUUCUUACAUAUUACACUGUGAAAAGGUCUGAAAUUUGAAAUUUGAGGUCUCAUUUUUUAAUAAUAAUGCAUUAAUUUUUGUAUUUAUUUACUUUGUACUGUACCGACAAAGCACAAGAUGGAGAUGGGAUUGAGAUUUUGAUAUCUGUACAUUAUUAUAUUUAUAUUAAAACACUAAAACUCUCA
Messenger RNA from Tachysurus vachellii, 3387 nucleotides. It is a transcript of the gene pign, whose product is annotated as phosphatidylinositol glycan anchor biosynthesis, class N. NCBI's taxonomy places the organism in Eukaryota, Metazoa, Chordata, Actinopteri, Siluriformes, Bagridae. Gene Ontology annotation, molecular function: mannose-ethanolamine phosphotransferase activity. Gene Ontology annotation, cellular component: endoplasmic reticulum membrane. The transcript is spliced from 29 exons. The record is from RefSeq and is a predicted model, not a curated record. Gene Ontology annotation, biological process: GPI anchor biosynthetic process. Bases 71 to 2869 code for a protein of 932 amino acids.